Molecule: messenger RNA, 2610 nt
Organism: Angiostrongylus costaricensis
Lineage: Eukaryota; Metazoa; Nematoda; Chromadorea; Rhabditida; Metastrongylidae
Source: the annotation of a GenBank genome assembly
AUGCAUCCACCCUCGUCACCAUCGCCUAUGCAAGAAGUGGUGUCUUCAUCAGGACAACAGCAACUUCAGAAUCACCAACACUCGCUUAUGCAACGUCUUCUAAUGGGUGCUGGUGGUGGUAAUGGUAGUACCCAUACGAGCAGUGCUCGAAACGGUAUCGAAGACAUCGCUGCUCGACUACAUAAGCAGAAUGGCAGCACAUCGAUCGGUGUGGCUGGAAAUGGGUACUACUCGACCGAUCUUAUGUCGACUUGGGGUGAUCAUCUAAGUAUCUCGAACAACACACCGAUGAUGCAUUUAACGUGCUUGGAAUGCGGGAUCAAUAAGAAUAAUAGUGAAGAUAUGGAGGUGCAUUUGAAGCGUGAACAUUUGAACUGGUUACCGUUUCAAUGCCCAAUAUGCCUCUCUGAAAGAGCUUCGGACGCUGAAAUGAGGGAGCAUCUUCAUUCAUCGCAUCGAAAGAACAUGAACAAGUUCAUCUACGUCGACAACGUGACGGCGAAGCGUUCACUACAGAUAAUGAUGGAUCGUGCACUAUCGCAUGCGAUGUCUCGUCGUGCGAAUCACGGAACUGGACGAAUGUCGUCGUCGACGACGAUCUCACCACCUGCUGCUGCCAAAUUGCCAUCAUUAGAAAGGUCGCGAACGUCUCCCACUGAGGUCCCGGUUACGAAUGCUGCUGGUUCUCGAAAACGGCACAUUGACGAGUCGUUGUCAACCGGUAAUACAAACACUGAUGCUCUUCUGGCAAGUAUUAGUCGUGCCACGAAUUCUAGAGGAAUGGAAGGGGACGUAUCCGAGGAUGUUGAGUUGAUUCCAAUGUUCAACAACAAGCGUAUAAAAUCCGAGUUUGAAGUAGACCAAGAGCAAGAAGAUGGAUCUAUGAUUGACGACAGUAUACUUGACAAUUUAAAUCCAAUUUCGGUUUUGGAUAACGUUGCGGCACUGUUCGCUUCAGAUGGGCGAAUUGAAGAUCCAUGUGCUGACCCGCACCCUGAGAAACCAGCGAAGAGUCAAAGUGCCAAAGCUCUAAGUAGCGCUCUACCGUUAUCAUUUUGUGUACCAAUUAUUCCCCACAGUAAUGUCCGACUUAAGGAAUUGGAUUUUCUGCUUUUUCAGACGUUUCGCUUCCGUUGCCUUUUCGAGGGAUGUACUGUGGAGCAUUAUCGUAAGGAUCAAAUGGAGAAUCAUCAAUCCAAGAUACAUGGAAAAAUUGAUCCGGAAAUGAUGGAGGACCGGUCGUUAGAACUUUUCCAUCGAUGUCAAGAAUUGAAUCAUGAACUCUUCUUGGCCCAUAAAACGGCAAAUGCCAGCAAUAGUUCAGCAGCAACAGCGGCGGCGACCGCAAAAGUGGCUUCCGAUAGCAUCACAAGCCAAAAUCAGAAGCCACCGCCACAGCAGCAGCAACAACAACAACAACAACAACAACAACAGCAACAGGAAUUGUCAAUGGAGCUGAUUGGAACUAAGAAUGGUAGCACACCUGGUCCAACGGCAGCAAAGGCAGAAGCAGCGUACAAUGCUCAGAUUGCUGCCCAUAAGGAGAAGAAUAACAAAAAUGCUCCUGCACCUACUCCGAAACCUUCUGCUAUCACUACAGUGAUUCCUCGAGGGGUUCCUGACGAAGAACACCCUUUAGAGUGUCGCCUUUGUCAUAAGACUAUGCAGAAUAGGAUACGUGGUUUCCAUAUUUUAUGGCAUAUGGCUAAAGACAUGGGAAUUAAUCGGUACAUCUGUCGAAUGUGUGGUUUUGGACACGAUCGAUCUCAGUCUGUGCAAGUACACGGGAAGAAAGAGCAUGGAAGCGAAGAUGUUGUUCAGGAUCGAAUUGGGGAGUACUCUGAUGAGGUUAAACAAAUGUCGGAGCGAUGCUUUGGCUUUCAAGCCCUAUUUGCUCAGGAGAAUAAACGUAGAAGCAAAAUUGCAUCCGCUAUGCCCUUCGUAAGUUUUCGCAUUUAUGAAGUUAACAACGAAAUUUUAACCAUAUUGAGUGCAAAGUCGAAGAAGUCGUCAGAUGACGACGAUGUUGUAGAUGAUUUGACGUUAGAUUUUUAUCAAAAUGAACAGGGUGACUUAGACGACUUUGAAGCGGCACUUGAGCAUGAACCCGAUGACGAGCAGGAGCCCUAUGAAGACGAGGAGGAGAAAUGCGGAAAGAUCACGAAUUCUCGUAUGAGUGAACAUGCAUACACCCAUAUGGAGGAGCAUUUAUUCUUAUGUCCACAUUGUGACUUGGGUCAUCAAUCUCGCGAACUAGUAAUCCGGCACAUUAGAGAGAUCCAUGAGACAGAUGAUCGACCGGUCGACAAUAGAUUGAAACAUGCCAGGGAUAUCAAGGCGAUGAUUCGGGAAUGUUACCCAGCUUAUUUUGUUGAUGCACCGAUUCCAACACAACAGGAUAUCGAGAAGUUGAAACAACAUAUGGGUGCAAACGCGUCGUCAAUCAUAGCUGGAUUAGAUGAUGAACCAAGCGAUGAUGUUGACGAUGAUGACGGUGCUGAUUAUGACGACGAUUCAGCCUCUGAACCAAAACUCGUCCUCGACGAAGAAGCAGGCCUACACCUGGAGCAUGAUGAUGAGGAACCCGGUGAAGAGGAGUACACUGAAUGA